UCAUUUGACGCACAGGCUGACUCUCACACACUCGGUAACCAGGCAGGACAGCCACACGUAGACUGUCUCACUGCUUUCUCGUCAGUUUCUGCUCUCUGCUUUUCUCUGUCCACCCCCUUUCCCUUAUACACACCCACGCCGACAGCUAAAAAAAAAAAAAAAAAAAAAAAACCUUCCACAAUGACAGUUUCUGUGUCAGUACAGUAGUAGCAAAAGAAGGAAGUGUGAGCAGUGUCUGUUCACUUUCACAAUAAAGAAGAGUGAUGGCGGACAAGACGUUACUAAGAAAACAAGAGCCAAAUCAAAUUAAGCCAAAUCAAGCAACUGAAGCGAGAACAGCUUUAGGAUUUGGAGUACAGCAGCCAGAAGUAGUGGAACGCGAUUCUACAUUUUGAACACUUCUGUUCCGUUUUUUUAGUAGGCUAUUUUCUUUUUGUUUUAUUUUUUUGUCUACUCCCCUUGUUGGUGUUUUUCAGUCUUUUGUUCUUAUUUCUUUCUUUUUGUUUUAUUUAUUAAGUUUAUUUUUUCUGUACGGGAUAUUGGUUUGUGUGACUCUUAACGCAGAAGUAAACUCUUACUUGUUGUGGUGCUUAUCGCCCAUAUCGGUACUUAAAUAAUUAAUAGCAAAUCUCUGGCUAUACUAAAUGGGUGCCAAACAAAGUACCAGUAGCCCAUCUGCAAACGGCCGAACCAGGGCUUAUUCGGGGUCGGAUCUACCUUCCAGCACUUCUAGUCGCAAUGACACCAGUCGAACUGCAGCCCUGGCGAUGAGGUACAGUCAUUAUGGCCCGUCCACCCAUGGGGCCUCGGGAGCCACUGCCGAGGUCGCUCAUCAUCUUGGACCAAGGACCCGGUCCAUGGGGGGCGGUGGAGGUGGGUCCGGAACCCGAGCCCAGGCGCUCAAUCAGUCCGGGCUCAAUAUCCCCAACAGCAGUGGUACUUACAGUUCCCAGGAGUCCGGUAACAGCACCCCAGAAGAAAAUACUGGUGAACGGGACAGGUCAGGCGGAGGUCAUGGGGGGCCCAGGCUCAUGAUAGGCUCGCUUCCUGCACACCUCUCGUCUCAUAUGUUUGGAGAAUUCAAGUGCCCUGUCUGUUCCAAGUUUGUUUCUUCAGAUGAAAUGGACUUGCACCUUGUUAUGUGUUUGACAAAGCCAAGGAUAACAUACAACGAGGAUGUAUUGACUAAAGAUGCUGGGGAAUGUGCAAUAUGCCUGGAGGAGCUGGUGCAGGGAGACACCAUUGCACGCCUGCCAUGUCUAUGCAUAUACCAUAAAGGUUGUAUAAAUGAAUGGUUUGAAGUGAAUCGGUCGUGUCCUGAACAUCCAUCAGAUUAAAGCGCUUCAUUUACUUUUUGCACAGGUUUCCUACUUCCCUGUUGAAAUAGAUCUGCCCUAAUAACGAGAGACUGCAAUCUUUUUAGGACUUAUGACUGAAUGACGGCUAGUACACAAACUGCAAUUAAUCUACACUGUCUUCAAGAAAUCAUCCUCACAACUCAAGCCAGUUGCCACUGCACUGUGGUGUGCCAAAACUUAUUAAAUCAACCUUCAGGGAUUACACGCAAACAAACACACACACACACACACAUGUAUUGUUUAAAGCCAUUCUGGAUCCAUCACUACAAUGUCUUCAUCUAUUUGUGCAUCCUUGUGAUAGAAGUAAUUGUUUGGAGUGGCUAUCUUGUUUUUGGCUAGCUAUAUGUAUAUGUAUAUGUAUAUGUAUAUGUAUAUGUGUAUAUAUAUGUGUAUAUAUAUAUAUAUAAAUAUAUAGAGAUAGAUAGAUAGAUAGAUAGAUAGAUCUAUAUAGAUAUAAUAUUAUAAAUAAGUCAUCGUAGCAGCAUACAUAUCAUGACAUUCAGUAUUGGUCUUGAUAUGUGUGUACAUGUACACAAGCACAUUCGCUACAUAGAAAAACAGGGGCUUGAAUAUAUCUGUGCAGAAAAUCAGUUCAGGACUGAUACUGGCUAUUCAUACGUUUGCUCCUAACACAGGAGCCGUCUCCCUCCCCUGCUGUCUCAGUGCCUUCACAGUCAGACCUAAGGGCAUACAAAUAUAGAGCAUACCAUAGUGCUUGAACGUAGAAUAUGUUGCCGAAUGCAGAUUCAAAUCAGAUCACUGUUCUGUAAGAUGGGCAGCAGCAGCAGGGAUGCAUUUGAGAGGUGCACCCUGUGCAGAAUAUAAGCGACAAUGAAUGUGAUGGUGUGCAUUUUCAAUAUAGCGAGCAUCAACAUUUUAGCCACAUGAGCCAAACUCUCGACCUUGGAUAAUAAACUGUGCCAGUACUUAUUUCUUUAGGAAAAAAAAGGUCCAUCUUUGACUUGAGUUUGCGGUUUUAUUUUCUUUAGGCUUGAAUUUUAAAACACAGCAAUGAUAGUAAAUUGACCUCUUCUACAGUGGUGGAGAAGGCUGGUACUCCUCUUAUAUCUCAGAACCAUUAAGCUGUAGCAAUAUCUGUUUGGGACAUGAAGCAAGGCUGAUUCUAAACUCAAACCUUAAAAGUACAGGGAUAGAUGUACACAAUCUAACCUCAGCAGUGCUUCUUGCAUCAUAAGUUUGUUUUAGAUGCCUACAUUUUACUUUUUAACAAACAUUUUUCAAAUUCUCUUUUAAAAGUCUUUUUUUUUUUUUUUUUUUAAGAAAAACAAUGUUUAAUAAAUAUUGUACACAGGUGUUAUAAAUAUUUAUAUAACAGGAUCAAAUAUUGCACUGAAAAAAAUGUGCAAAAAACAUCAACAUUUCUACAACGCCAUCCUCUCAAGCAAAAAAAGGCAGCUUGAAUACAAUCAUGGCUUUGAUCUGCCUUUUUGGGUUUGCUCAAUCUGUUUUUAUCAAGCUACUGUAUGUGUAAAUGUUAAUUUAGAUGAACACCACAGAAAGAAAAAAAAAACAAAUCAGUGGCUUAGAGUAAGUAGUGGGGUUCCGAAAAAAAUAUAGCGUUACACGUCCCCACUUGAUGCUAUACUGUUUAAAUAACAUCCUGAUAGGGGCUCCCGAGUGGCGCAUCCAGUAAAAGCACUUGCGUAGUGCAGGAUGCGCCCUAUAGUCUGGACGUCCCGAGUUCGAGUCCAGGCUAUUCCUUUGCCGACCGAGGACGGGAGCUCCCAGGGGGCGGCGCUCAAUUGGCCAAGCGUCUCCCGGGGGGAGGGAGGGUUAGGUCGGCCAGGGUGUCCUCGGCUCACCGCGCACCAGCGACCCCUGUAGUCUGGCCGGGCGCCUGCGGGCUUGCCUGUAAGCUGCCCGAGAGCUGCAUUGUCCUCCGACGCUGUAGCUCUUGGGUGGCUGCAUGGUGGGUCCGCAGUGUUAAAAAAAGCGGUCGGCUGACAGCACAUGCUUCGGAGGACAGUGUGUGUUCGUCUUCGCCCUCCCAAGUCAGCGCAGGGGUGGUAGCGGUGAGCUGAGCAUAAUAAAAUAAUUGGCCAUUCCAAAUUGGGAGAAAAAUAAUUAAAAAUUAAUUGGCAACGACUAAAUUUAUAAUAAAUAAAUAAAUAAAUAAAUAACAUCCUGACAACUUUUUACACUUGCAGUGUUCCCUCGCUAUAAGGCUCUCGGUAAUAACGCACCUUGGAUAUAACGAUCCUACAGCAUGUCCCCCAAUUCACUACACUAGUGAUUCACGCAAUAUUUCUACAGCAAAUACAGUACCGGUGUUGUUCAAACUAUAAACAACGCUGCGCUGGCACUUUAUAACAAAGACAUCUUAUUCAACAUUGGUUUUAUAACUAAAUAAAUAUUAGGCCUAUUAUGUGGUUAUCUUUCCUAAUGUAUUUACUUUUUUGCUGUGAGAGGAGCUGCGGCUUUCUCCGGGAGAUGAGACACUUCAGCUUCGCUUCAGCCCCGCUCCGGCAGCCAAACCUGGGGCGAGCCCAUUCCCUCUCCCGACCCGCUCUCCUUCUCGCACAUGGUUUGUUUGUCUGUUGCUUCGAACUGAACUCCCGACCGCCAUUUAGCCAGGCUAUUUACAGUUUAAAAACUGCUAAUUAAAAUGAUCCAUGAGUGGGAAUGUUACCUUUUUUUUUUUUUUUUUGUAAAAAAAAUUUGCGUUGAUUACAUGGUGCUUUAUGCAUGGUUAAUUCACGGAAAGUUACAUUUUUUCUUCACUAUCUGUGCAUUAUAGAGAGGGAGUUAUUUUAUUUGUAUUUUAGUGAGAUGUGUGUUAUGUGUUCUGCGGCGCCUCCCACCCCCUCCCCAGUUUAUAACGCUCUUCGGUUACAACGCUCAUAGUGUGUGUGCCCGAGACCAGUUAUAGUGACGAUGCACAUUAUAACUUUAAAGUCUGUUACAAAGCUCUUUUCAAAAUGUCCAUUCUAGUGCACUAAUAGUGUAGGAUUAUUGCCCACAUUGUCAAACAGGUAACACAGCGAUAACGAUCCAUGAUGUGGUACGGAACAGAAAAGCCAGAGCACUUGUUAUGUUUUUAAUCGCUCUUCCUGAAGUGAUAUAGAGGACAGAUCUCAAACCACAGGGCACUAGAGUGGCCAUUUUGAAAAGAGCUUUGAAACAGACUUUAAAGUUAUAAGUCUAAAACGUUGUCAGGAUGUUUAACAAUGAAAAGAAAAAUUACAAGUGCAUUAUUUAAACACGUGGUGACGUAUAACGCUUUACUUUUCGAAACCCCGCUACUUACUCUUUAAUAUGUGGUAUUUGGAUAUUUAAUUUGAAUCUACACAGAAUGCUGUCCCGAGUCCAGCAGCUGGGUAAGACACAUAUUGGAUGCCCACUCUGAGUCAUUGUGUUGUAAAUGGGUAUGAGAAGGCCCAUGAAAAAGAAGGCAACAUUCUGACCAUUUUUGAAGCAGAUAGUUGCAGGGGACAUUUUACAAGCGACAAAAUCCAGAAGCAGACUUGAUUUUGAGCCACACGGUGGUGAUACUUGAAUAAAAAUGUCUGCAAAGCCUGGCUGCUUCAACAGUUGCCUGAAACUUGUAUUUCAUGGUCCUAACGCAGUCUGGUGUAACAAUGUCUGCAUCAUGACCUUUCUUCUGGAGCACCCAUCUGCUCUGAAAGAGUUACAUUAAAAAUAGCAGUCAAAUAAUAAUGAAAUCCAACCUAUAUGAUUAUCAUUAUUGUUUGAAAAUAUUAUUUUUAUUUGCUGCUUGUGCUAACAAUUGCCAUAACUGAGCCCAUAUAUGUGAAAGGGUCCCUUCAGGAUUUUUAGGAACAUAAAUUAUCCAUAUGUUUAAAAAAAAAAAUGCUGAUAUUGUGCUGGCGGGGGGUAAAAUGGAGAAAACCACAGAAACAACUUUUGCAGAGCUAUAUGCAGUAACACACUUGAAAUGGCUUUAAAAUGAUUUGUUACUAUGUGGUAACAGGUUGUUAAUGAAAUAAAGGCAAACAAACGCAUGUAUUCCAUUUAAUCAGAAGAGCAGAAGCAGAGGUGUUCAAUGCUACAGCUCUGUGUACAUUUUGUAAUUAAAUAGACUUCAAACUCGGUGAGAGAGAACCUUCUCGUUAAGAUAUGCUAUGGUACUUUUUGACAAGCAAAUAGUGCACAACUAGAUGAUCAUGAAAUAUUUUUUUAAUGAUUUAGGGUGUAUGUGGUAUAACAUUCCAUGUAUGUAAAAUAUGUACAGAUAUUAGUAAAUAAAUAAUAUUGUUACCUGCUUUG
This is a messenger RNA of Acipenser ruthenus (sterlet), 5606 nucleotides long. RefSeq names its product E3 ubiquitin-protein ligase znrf2-like. The record is from RefSeq and is a predicted model, not a curated record. The coding region runs from base 645 to 1337 and encodes 230 amino acids. The transcript has 5 exons. Lineage: Eukaryota; Metazoa; Chordata; Actinopteri; Acipenseriformes; Acipenseridae.